Molecule: messenger RNA, 1424 nt
Organism: Cannabis sativa
Lineage: Eukaryota; Viridiplantae; Streptophyta; Magnoliopsida; Rosales; Cannabaceae
Product: phosphoglycerate mutase-like protein 1
Exons: 10
Coding region: 70-1068 (332 amino acids)
Cellular component (GO): cytoplasm
Molecular function (GO): phosphatase activity
Source: RefSeq, a predicted model, not a curated record
AAAUAUUAAUAUUUGAAACAAAAAAGGAAUAAGACAAAAGCCAAUGGGUUUGGACUGGUCCCAAUCGACAUGUCCAUCACCACCAUUUCCUUCAACUUUCCCUCUCAUUGCUUCUCUUCUUCUUCCUCUUCUGCACUGAGGUCCUUCUCAGCAACCCCACCUCCUCUAUCUUCUCUUUGUUUCUCCUCUCUCUCUAUUUCAUCCGAUAUGGAUAGUACUGCUCCAACUCCUAGUUUGUUUCCAUUGCACCGUUGCAAGACUAUUCAUCUGGUCAGGCAUGCCCAAGGUAUCCACAAUGUGGAAGGAGAUAAGAACUACAAAGCAUACUUGAAUCCCGAUUUUUUCGAUGCACAACUUACUCCACUGGGCUGGCAGCAAGUAGACAAUUUGCGUAAGCAUGUUCAUUCAUCUGGGCUUUACAAGAAGAUUGAUUUAGUCAUUGUUUCUCCUUUGCUAAGGACACUGCAAACAGCUGUUGGAGUGUUUGGAGGUGAGGGCUACACAGAUAGAAUGGAUAUAGUGCCGCUGAUGGCAGCAAAUGCAGGGAAUAGCGAACGUCCUGCAAUUUCUAGUCUUGACGCCCCACCAAUCUUAGCAGUAGAGCCUUGUCGUGAACAUCUGGGAGUUCAUCCUUGUGAUAAGAGGAGAAGCAUCAGUGAAUAUCAGUAUCUAUUUCCAGCAGUUGAUUUUUCACUGAUUGAAAGUGACGAGGAUGUGUUAUGGAACGCCACUGUUAGAGAGACAAAAGAAGAAGUUGCAGCCAGAGGAUUGAAAUUUCUCAACUGGUUGUGGACGAGGCAAGAGAAGGAGAUCGCCAUUGUUACUCACAGCGGCUUUUUGUUUCAUACACUAAAGGUGUGUGGAGAUGAUUGUCAUCCUUUGGUGAAAAAGGAAAUAGGCAAACACUUUGCAAACUGUGAGCUUCGAUCUAUGGUCAUCGUCGAUAAAAGUAUGGCAGGCUCAGACCCCUCAACAACUAAUUAUCCAGGAAAGAUUCCAAGUGGACUUGAUCAUCCCAGUGAUGCUGCAGAUGACAAGAACCUCGAGAAUGGUAGCUCGAAUUCUUGAGUUAAUAAACUCGGAAGAAGAAAGAAGAGAGUUGAAAGUUUAUGACAUUCCCAUCCAAAGAAGAUUUUUGUAUUUAGAUAGCUCUGGAUGCCAUAAAAAACAUAUUUGAAGCAUCAUUGAUCAUCAUCAUCAUCACAAAGGAAGGGAGACAUGUAAUAUUGAGUCUCUUUCUCUAUGAUGGAUUGAGAUAGUAAAAUUAAUUAUACAUAUUUAUACAUAGGUUCAUGUAUAUCUGUGCUUAAAUGGAUGGGAGAUGUAUUUGAAUGACCAUAUCAAUCUUUAUUAAUGACCUAUUGAUUGUUAUGAUAAUGACUUUUGAAUUCUAAUAAUGAUAUUUGCACUAUUAUACACCAAAA